AUGCCAUCAGAAGACACUGAGGAGGAUGAAGAGGACAGUGAUGUAGAACACCCUCUCUCUGAGCUGAAACACUCUGGAUAUAAGAAAUGUUCUACAGAGAAGAAAAAUGUGGACUCACGAAGGAAAGUCCAGACAGUAGAGAAGCUUAGCUGUAAAGACUGUGGCAAAACAUUUAUGGGAAAAUCAACUUUUAACAAACACAUUAGAAUACACACGGGAGAGAAGCCUUUCUGUUGUGAUAUAUGUGGACAAAGAUUUGGCCAAAAAUCUAAUUUAAACACUCACAUGAGAAUUCAUACAGGACAGAAGCCAUUCUGUUGUGAUCUAUGUGGAAAAAGAUUUAGCCAAAAAGCAACUUUAAAUACACACAUGAUAAUUCAUACAGGACAGAAGCCUUUCUGUUGUGAUUUAUGUGGACAAAGAUUUAGCCGAAAGUCACAUUUAAAUAGACAUAUGCGAAUCCAUACAGGACAUAAGCCUUUCUGCUGUGAUCUAUGUGGACAAAGAUUUAGUCAAAAAGCAACCUUAAACAUACACAUGAGAAUCCACACAGGCCAGAAGCCUUUCUGUUGUGAUCUAUGUGGACAAAGAUUUAGCCAAAAACCUGCUUUAAACAUACACAUUAGAACCCACACAGGACAGAAGCCUUUCUGUUGUGAUCUAUGUGGACAAAGAUUUAGCCAAAAACCUGCUUUAAACACACACAUGAGAAUCCACACAGGACAGAAGCCUUUCUGUUGUGAUCUAUGUGGACAAAGGUUCAGCCAAAAAUCUGCUUUAAAAACACACAUGAGAAUCCAUACAGGACAGAAGCCUUUCUGUUGUGAUCUAUGUGGUCAAACAUUUAUCCAAAAAGCACAUUUAAACACACACAUGAGAAGCCACACAGGACAGAAGCCUUUCUGUUGUGAUCUAUGCGGACAGACAUUUAUCCAAAAAGCACAUUUAAAUAAACACAUGAGAAACCAUACAGGAGAAAAGCCUUUCUGUUGCGAUCUAUGUGGACAAAGAUUUAGGCGAAAUUCGCAUUUAAACACACACAUGAGAAUCCAC
This is a messenger RNA of Fundulus heteroclitus (mummichog), 1053 nucleotides long. RefSeq names its product gastrula zinc finger protein XlCGF8.2DB-like. The annotation marks the transcript as partial. Gene Ontology annotation, molecular function: RNA polymerase II cis-regulatory region sequence-specific DNA binding; DNA-binding transcription factor activity, RNA polymerase II-specific. The record is from RefSeq and is a predicted model, not a curated record. The transcript has 2 exons. Gene Ontology annotation, biological process: regulation of transcription by RNA polymerase II. Lineage: Eukaryota; Metazoa; Chordata; Actinopteri; Cyprinodontiformes; Fundulidae.